This is a messenger RNA of Microdochium trichocladiopsis, 684 nucleotides long. RefSeq names its product MobA-like NTP transferase domain-containing protein. Gene Ontology annotation, biological process: Mo-molybdopterin cofactor biosynthetic process. Bases 1 to 684 code for a protein of 227 amino acids. The record is from RefSeq and is a predicted model, not a curated record. The transcript has a single exon. Gene Ontology annotation, molecular function: nucleotidyltransferase activity. NCBI's taxonomy places the organism in Eukaryota, Fungi, Ascomycota, Sordariomycetes, Xylariales, Microdochiaceae.
AUGCACAAUAGCCUCACAAGUGCCGGGCCAACGGCCGCUGUGGUCUUGGCAGGAGGCAGGUCGACCCGCAUGGGCCUCCCCAAGCACCUCCUCAAGCUACCAGAUGGGUGUCCCUUGUACAAGUUCCAUUUCGAGCUGAUUCAAGAGGCCUGUCCAACGAUAUCCCGAAUUUACAUCUCCCUUGCGUCAGACUCUCACAUGGACGAAGAGCUCCGUAACACGGUCUGCAAUCCUCACAUAACCUCGGCGGCAGGUCUGGAAUUUGGAGUCUUAUGGGACGAAGAAUCGCCUUUAGACGAUCAAAAGGAAGUCAAGGAAUCUGGCGGUCCUGCGAAAGGCCUUUUGGCGGCUUGGAGACUUCGACCGCGAGAGACGUGGCUUGUAGUUGCGUGCGAUUAUCCUCGACUGACAGCCGACGCCAUCCAGUAUCUAUUUACCGUGUACGUGCCACCAGUCACCUACUUCCGCAAUUCCGCCUAUUUCUCUGAACCUCUCAUCAGCAUCUGGAGCCCGCAAGCUCUCGAGCGGCUCGCAAGGAAUGUGGAGGCGGGCAUGGGCGGACCCAGUCGGACGAUCAAAGAACUUGGAGGCACAAUGCUCGAUGUGCCAACAGGGGAGGACUGGCUUUACAACGUGAACCGAAAGGAGGACUGGGAUAAGGUUUUCGUAAAUCACAAGGUAUAA